This is a messenger RNA of Arachis duranensis, 3296 nucleotides long. Its product is annotated as auxin response factor 4. Gene Ontology annotation, molecular function: DNA binding; protein binding. The coding region runs from base 599 to 3112 and encodes 837 amino acids. The record is from RefSeq and is a predicted model, not a curated record. The transcript is spliced from 11 exons. NCBI's taxonomy places the organism in Eukaryota, Viridiplantae, Streptophyta, Magnoliopsida, Fabales, Fabaceae. Gene Ontology annotation, biological process: regulation of DNA-templated transcription; response to hormone. Gene Ontology annotation, cellular component: nucleus.
UGAAUAAGAAAGAAAAGGAAAAAAGUGGGGGUGGGUUCUGUACUGUCUAGGGCUGUCCCCCCCACCCAACACACAGUGUUUGUUUCUCUCUCCAAAGUCCAAAAGGCACUAAUACUAUUACUAUCUAUCCAUCACACAUUGGCUUUUGUUGUUUGUGAGCUUCCUAUGCAUUUGUCCAUGUCUGCUGCUCCCUCUUCUCACUACCUGCAAAUGAGGGGAGGAGGGGUUAGACAAUCAUACUUUAAAUCCCUUGUUAUCAUUUGAAUCCUCUUCUUUUUUCUCUAUCACUCUGUUUCUGUUCUGUUCUGUUGUGUUCUGUUUACAGUCCCAUUCCUCUGCUCCUCCCCUGUUUUGUGGUGCCCCUCCAAAAACAUGAAUUCCCCCUUUUCUUUUUUCAUGAUUUGACCUCAUUUCCCAUUCCCAUUUUCACUACACUUCCCUCUUUCUGGGUUUCCCCUUUUUAAAAUCCACUUGAUUACUUCCCUUCUUUAUCUUCUUUUUUUCCUUUUUAUAUUCUUCUUGCUUUAGUUACAUACUUACUUUCACUUUGAAGCCUCACCGAGAAAAACACCAAAAAAAAAAAAACUUUUUUGUGUUCAUGGAAAUUGAUCUGAACCAUGCAGUGACUGAGGUUGAAAAGAAUGCAACUUGCAAUGGUGGCUGUCACAAAGAACAAGCAACUGCUUCUUGUGUGUGCUGUGUGCCAUCAUCAUCAUCAUCAUCAUCGUCCACUGCUGUGUCUUCUUCUUCGUAUCUGGAGCUAUGGCAUGCUUGUGCUGGCCCUCUUACUUCUCUCCCAAAGAAGGGGAAUGUGGUUGUCUACUUCCCACAAGGGCACUUAGAGCAAGCUGCAUCUUUCUCUCCCUUCACACCAUUGGAGAUUCCAACACAUGAUCUUCAACCACAGAUCUUCUGUAGAGUUGUCAAUGUCCAACUACUUGCCAAUAAGGAGAAUGAUGAGGUUUACACACAGGUCACUUUGCUUCCCCAGGCUGAGUUGGCAGGGAUGGGGAAAGAGCUUCUUGAGGAAUUGGGAGCUGAUGAAGAAGGAAAUGGAAGAACACCUACAAAAACAACACCUCACAUGUUCUGCAAGACACUCACAGCCUCUGAUACAAGCACUCAUGGUGGUUUCUCUGUUCCUCGUAGAGCUGCUGAAGAUUGUUUUCCUCCUUUGGAUUAUAAGCAGCAGAGACCCUCUCAAGAGCUUAUUGCAAAAGACCUGCAUGGUGUGGAGUGGAAAUUUCGCCAUAUUUACAGAGGUCAGCCGAGGCGGCAUCUACUCACUACCGGAUGGAGUAUUUUCGUUAGCCAAAAGAAUCUUGUGUCCGGUGAUGCUGUGCUUUUCCUAAGGGGUGAAAAUGGAGAAUUGAGAUUGGGAAUCAGAAGAGCUGUUCGACCAAGAAAUGGUCUUCCUGAGUCUAUUGUUGGUAACCAGAGUUGUUAUCCCAAUUUCCUUUCUUCUGUGGCUAAUGCUAUAUCAGCAAAAAGCAUGUUUCAUGUUUUCUACAGUCCAAGGGCAAGUCAUGCAGAUUUUGUUGUAUCCUAUCAAAAGUACGCCAAAAGCAUCAAGAAUCCGGUGACCAUUGGCACAAGAUUCAAAAUGAAAUUUGAGAUGGAUGAAUCACCUGAAAGAAGGUCAACAGUGGCAAUAGCUAUGAAUAUUUUAGAUGCAUAUCUCUCACGAAAAUUUAUAUCCUGUGAGGAACAUGAAUCAAUCUUCUUACCUUGCAGGUGUACUAGUGGGAUAGUGACUGGAAUGAGUGAUUUGGAUCCAUACAGAUGGCCUAAAUCAAAAUGGAGGUGCUUAAUGGUCAGAUGGGAUGAGGAUAUGGAGACUAAUCAUCAGGAUCGAGUAUCUCCAUGGGAGAUCGAUCCUUCGGCUUCUCUCCCUCCAUUGAGCAUGCAGUGUUCCCCAAGGCUGAAGAAACUGCGGACAGGUCUGCAGGCUGCAUCAUCCAGUCACCUCAUCACUGGAGGCACUGGGUUUAUGGACUUGGAGGAGUCUGUAAGAUCGCCCAAGGUCUUGCAAGGUCAAGAAAAUACAGGUUUUAUGUCCCUAUAUUUUGGACGUGACACAGUAACUAAGCAGCCAGGUUUUGAGAUCAGUUCUCCCAAUCAUCCGAAUCUUGCAUCGGCCGGAGCAAGAAAGAUGACUGCUGCUGAGCUUAUGAGGGUUCACCCUCCUACUUAUGCAGGCUUUGUGGAACCUAAUAAUAGGUUUCCGAGGGUCUUGCAAGGUCAAGAAAUAUGUCCACUAAGGUCCCUGACAGGGAAGGUUGAUAUGAAUCUCGGUGCUUGGGGUAAUAAACCAAGUAGUGCAAGUUGCACAACUUUCAACCUGCAUCAAGCUACCAGACCAAAAUUUGAUUCUUUAGGAUCAGAAGUCCUUCAAACUGCAUAUUUUCCUUAUGGUGAUAUUCACAAAGCUGGUCAUGGUAGCAGCAUGUUGUGCUCUAAACCGUCGAGUUUCCAAAGAGAUAUUGCGCCGUUUAACACUCCUCUGACUCAGGCAGGGAUAAUUAGAAAUGAAAUUGGAAGGUCUGGCCCUUCAAUCAUGCAUGAGCAGAAGCUGCCGGAGAAUGUUUCCGCGGUUUCUUCUUUAGGGGGAAACAGCAUGAGGAUGCCAGUUCCGGAUGAAGAGAAUCUCAAGGGGAAGAUAAAUGGAUGUAAACUAUUUGGAGUUGCCUUGUCUGGAGAAACUACCACCCAAAAUGCUAAAAGGAGCUGCACAAAGGUUCACAAGCAAGGCAGCUUAGUUGGAAGAGCAAUCGAUCUCUCAAGAUUGAGCAGCUACACUGAUCUCUUCACUGAACUUGAGAGACUCUUUGGCAUGGAAGGCCUACUAAGAGAUCCUGAUAAGGGAUGGAGGAUCCUGUACACCGACAACGAAAACGACAUCAUGGUUGUCGGGGAUGACCCGUGGCAUGAGUUCUGCAAUGUGGUAUCAAAGAUUCAUAUAUAUACGCAAGAGGAAGUGGAGAAGAUGACAAUUGGGAUUAUCAGUGAUGAUACACAGAGCUGUUUGGAACAGGCACCAGUCAAUAUGGAGGCUUCUAAGUCUUCCUCGGUGGGUCAGCCAGAUUCUUCCCCAACAGUAGUUAGAGUCUAGUGUCGGGUUGCCUUUUUGUGUUUGCCCUCUUCUUUUCCUUUAUUUGCAAUAUAAUUGAAUGCAAUUUUCAUCUGUUGAUGCAAAGAUUGAUUACUACAAGAUGCGUUAGAGAACUGAAUUAUGUAAUAAGGCCGUUAUUUACCGCUGAGGCGUUAACUAAGCUUGACAUACUGUGGAAUAAUAA